AUGGUGACGUUUGGAAGGCACAGUUAUAUCCCGGGCCACGAGCUUAACUCCGCGGGCACGCGGGAGGUCACUUCUAUCGCUCGGAAGGUGUUAUCACCAGAUGAUGCUAAGAAUGAACGAGAUAUCCUGGAACUGAUCCGAGAUUUGAAACAUCCCAACAUCAUCGAGUUUCUAGGACCCUAUGAGCAAGGCGGCCAAAUCAGCCUCCUCUUUCCACUUGCUGAUAUGAAUCUGAAAGAGUUUUUGCUUUACGAAAAGCCGCAUCGAAUGAAAACUCGUGACAUUUAUGCCGCAGCUCAUGGUCUUGCCGACGCUCUCAGCAAUCUCCACAACUUCUUUCUUGAGCCAGAGGACGAGGCACCCGCCAUCCGAAAAGCGGGCUGUCACUAUGGCCUGCGGCCUAGGAACAUCCUGGUUUACCGCGGAACAUUCGUGAGAGCAGACUUUGGGCUGUCGAAGUUAGGCCCCGACGAUCAAGACUCGAAGACACCAGUUAGUGGUUGCGAAAGUGACGACUACAUGCCCCCCGGAACCCUCUACUAUAGCAAUGGUUAUAAGAAGGGCUUAAUCGGACGAGCGUCGGACAGUUGGGCAUUCGGAUGUAUCUUGGCUGAAUUGGCCACUUUCAUCGAGGGUCGCGACGUGGGUGAGUUCCGGACUUCUCGAAGAGCCACAUUUAUGCUAGGCAGCAUCGAAUUCUCUAAUUACGAAUUUCACCUUCAUGGAAAGAUCCGACCUUCAGUUACGAAGAGGCUUGACGAUUUAAAACGGCAGCGCGAGAAUGGGCAAACAGCGGGGUUGCUCGAAGUUGCCUACAAGUUGAUGAACCCCGAUAGCGACUCGAGGGCGAAGAUCUCGGAAGUGGUCCCCAAGCUGAAAGCUUUGGCUGUAGAUGCUACUUAG
Molecule: messenger RNA, 903 nt
Organism: Scedosporium apiospermum
Lineage: Eukaryota; Fungi; Ascomycota; Sordariomycetes; Microascales; Microascaceae
Exons: 2
Coding region: 1-903 (300 amino acids)
Biological process (GO): peptidyl-threonine phosphorylation; peptidyl-serine phosphorylation
Molecular function (GO): ATP binding; protein serine/threonine kinase activity
Source: RefSeq, a predicted model, not a curated record